AUGCAGAACCAUUACCAACCGACAACUCGCAUUGGCAACUGGUAUGAAGAAAUGGUAUUAGAAGAUGAGAAAAUGCGUGAAUUCCUUGAGAAAAAGGCCGCUGGAACUUUAACAAUUCAGCGUAUUCGCCAAAAUCUCGUAAUGGUUCAAAUGCCACCUCCACAAGAGGACGGAUUAGUUCACUACUCAACAAUGAUCCGUAUCAAGAACGCUGGUUUAGAAUGCUUCCUCGGAUGCGAUCCAGGAGAUGCUGAACACGUCGAAGAAGGCAUGUAUUCUGCUACAGGUUGCCGCACAGACGAUGUCACAGCUCGUAAUGUUUGGGUACUUAAGCAAUGCAAUAACAACGGUGCUCCAAAGGAAACAAGAGAAGACGACGUUCUUUGCUUCGGCGAUGAAUUCUUAAUUUCUUCAUCAGAUUCCCUUGGACCAAAUCCAUUCUACAUCGCUUCACACCACCUUGACUGGUCUCACUUCUCUCGCGUUUCUCGCAAGCAACUUGUAUAUUCAACCGAAAAAGAAACACCACAAGCAAUUUGGCGUGUUGAAAGUGUCGGCAGAGAUACAAUGAUGGAGAUGGAAGGCGAACCAGUUCAUAUUGGUGAGCCAGUUCUUCUCAAGAAUGUUACAACAAACCUCCCACUUAUUGUUCAGGAUGCUACAUUCUUAAAUGACUACGGUAGCGAACAUGAACUUAUUUGCGGUAAGCUUGCAGACAAGAAGGGUGUCUGGACAUUUACUGACCAUUAA
Molecule: messenger RNA, 750 nt
Organism: Trichomonas vaginalis G3
Lineage: Eukaryota; Parabasalia; Trichomonadida; Trichomonadidae
Product: cilia- and flagella-associated protein 161 family
Exons: 1
Coding region: 1-750 (249 amino acids)
Biological process (GO): cilium assembly
Cellular component (GO): motile cilium
Source: RefSeq, a predicted model, not a curated record